Molecule: messenger RNA, 336 nt
Organism: Rangifer tarandus platyrhynchus (Svalbard reindeer)
Lineage: Eukaryota; Metazoa; Chordata; Mammalia; Artiodactyla; Cervidae
Source: the annotation of a GenBank genome assembly
AUGCAGAGCGGACUGUUCCGGAACCCGGGUGUGCCCUGUGCCAGGUGGGAGACCGCACGGCCCCCUAGAAGUCAGCCAGAGAAGCUGCCGUUUGUGGAGCGUAGUUGGGGCUCCCUGCCAGGUUUCGAGUUCCGGGCGUGCCGGCCCCGCCCCCGCCCCGUCCCGUCCGCUGCCGGCUCCCCCUUGGGCUCCUGCAGGCCUUUCCCGAGCGCCCGCGUGGCCGGCGCUUCCCUGAAUCCUGGCGGCCCCUGUGCCCUGGCCUCCGGGUUGCAGACUCUGACCUGCCGCUGGUCGGCCUCGCUGAGGGUCUGUGUAGACACCUCGGGCCCACUUUGA